AAGGAGUGGAGCCCUUCCCCAUUCGUAUCCACUCAUCCGUCCUGUGACGAGGGACGACGGCGAUAAGAACAGUAAUAAGAUAAUAGAAGCAUAAGAUAAGACAUAGAAUACGAUCGCGACAUUGCCAAGAUGGGACUGAGACCGUGUUUUUUGUUAGUGCUUUCUUGUGUCACGGUGGGAGUGGUGCACGGGGCGAAUCCGAACUAUUCCUACCACGUGAAAAUCGACGACGCCGCUCAUGCGAAUUAUCAGGAAAAAGCGGAAACGAGAAAGGGACCAGAUGCGGUCGGAUUCUACAGCGUCGUGGAUCCGAACGGAUCCCUUCGAACGGUGGAAUAUACCGCGGACGAUCGAGGCUUCAACCCCACCGUGACCUAUUCGCAUGCAGGGUCCCAUGUUUAUCAUAGCCAUGGAUCUACUGCUGCGGCCGUUGGAACGUAUGCACCUGCCUUCGUGCAGGACAGCAGGGUUCAGAUUGUCGACAAAUUCACCGGACCACCACCAGCUCUGAACGUCCAACCGUUCCAGUUGCCUGCUCCGUCCAGUUUUGCCAAUGCUGGACCACUCGUCGUCCCCGCGCCGGUGCGACCCGCACCUCCACCCCAGCUUAUUGCGCAGGCGCAAGGAGUUGAAUAUGCCCCCGCGUACAUGCCACCAGUCACUGCGUUUGUCCAACAACAGGCUUAUCUUCCACCACCACAAGUGACUUAUCAUCAACAAGUGGCUCAACCUGUGGUUCAGGAAACUUAUCUUCCUCCACCACCACCACCACAAGUUACGGCUACUUAUCUUCCACCACCCCCACCACGACAGGUUACCGCUACUUAUCUUCCACCACCUCCACCACCACCACAGGAAGUCGUAGAGGUUGCUCAACCAGUUCGUGAGACUUAUCUUCCUCCACCACGCGUAACUGCGACCUAUCUUCCACCACCUCCCCCACGAGUUACCGCCACUUAUCUGCCCCCACCUCCCCCACGCGUGACCGCCACUUAUCUUCCUCCUCGACAAGAAGUCGUCUACGAGCAACCCUCUCCUGCCGUGAUCGCCGUGGAGAAGCCGUCUCUCCUCGUCUCCGCCCCCAAGAAGGUCUUGCAACCGGAAAUCGUGUCUGUCGAGAAGGCCAGCGUCUCUCUCGUGCAGGACUCGUACUCCGUCGCCCCAGUCAACACGGUCACCGACUACACUGGUCCAACCUACCCAGAAUCCAUCAAGAUCACUUCCGCCAACAAACCACAACAUACUUACGGACCACCCAACUUCACGCCGGGAACGCCAAUCGGCAUCGUUGAGGAGCAACCAGCAGCGGUGACGGUCGUGGAGAAGAAGCCGGUCAAGGUGCACGUUUCCGUGGUUGGACCACCACCUCCACCACCACCACAAGUCGUUCAUGAGCAUGUCGUCGCCCAACCACCACCGCCACAAAUCGUCCAGUAUGCCCCACAAGUUCAGUACGUUCCACAAGCACAGCCCAUCGUUCAACACCAACAAGUAAUCCACCACCAGCAACCACAGCAAUUUAUCCAUCACCAACCUGCCGCCGUGGCUGUCCCAGUAGCGCAAAAGGUCGUGACGGCUGCAGCGCCACUUGGUCUGUACGCAGGAGCGGUCGGAUUUCACACGGGAAAUUCGGGCCCAACUCAAUACCUUCAUAGUUAUGGGACUCAGGGAUUCCAAGUCACCUCUUCCCGUCAAUUUAACAAAGUCUUGACUCAACAUGCCGUCGCCGCCCCGAUCCAAGUGCAACCACAAGUACAACAAGUUCAGGAAGUGUACCACCAUCAACCUCAACAAAUCGCUGUCCCCGUUCAACCCGCACCCGUCCCAGUUGUGCAGCAUCAUCACGUGCAACCCGUCGUUGAACAAUACCACCGAGAAGUUUAUGCCCCCAAAUAUAUUCCCCCUCCAGCCGCACCAGUCGUCCAAGUGCAACAUCAACACGCCCAAGUUGCCGUUCCAGUCGUGGCCCCUCAACCGGCCGCAGUUUACGGACCUCAUCACCAUCUUGCGCAACCUGUCGCGGCCGCAGCAGCGGUCGCAGUGCCAGUUUCCGGAAAGAAACAAAACCCUUUGACCUUUGCCUACUCGUAUGAUCAAGGUGGGGCCAAGGUCAGCCAUUCCUACUCCGGGUCAGGGUGGUAAUCGUAGUCGUUAAAAAAUCAUUCUCCUCCUUGAAUAUGAAAACUGCCUCUAAAUACAUCAUGAUCAUCUCUUAAUCUUAAGUAUCUUCUUGUGUACCUUAUUACUCCGUCGGUCGAAAUGUGAUCGUUUUAUUGGAAAAUAUUUCCGUCUGACUUCCGGUCUGGUUUGUUUGUUUGUUUGUUUUUCCCUGCACGAGCUUAUCCAUCCUACAUAUUUUUUAUAAUGGAAAUUACAUAUAAAAUAAACUAUGCUAUAGUUUCCGUCGGUGAAGAAAAGCUUGUUCUGAUUUUGUACGCCUGAACAAAUAUAAAUUAUCGGAUAAAUGUUAUGUUGUGAUUUCAGCGCUGAAUGUGAUAACUUCUAGAAUCGAAAGAAGAAUAUAUUUCUUAUGAAAUUUAUGAAUAAUAAUAAUAAUACAGUCAAUUUUUAUACUAAUAACGA
Messenger RNA from Folsomia candida, 2583 nucleotides. RefSeq names its product extensin-3. Bases 130 to 2142 code for a protein of 670 amino acids. The record is from RefSeq and is a predicted model, not a curated record. The transcript is spliced from 4 exons. NCBI's taxonomy places the organism in Eukaryota, Metazoa, Arthropoda, Collembola, Entomobryomorpha, Isotomidae.